AUGGCUGUUCCCAACACCUAUGGGUUAAUCUUUGCCUGUACCUGUGGUGUGAUCCUGGGCAUUGGGCUGUGUGCCAACCUGCUGGUCUUCUCUUUGUUUGCCAAGUACAACACACUGCGUAAGAACCGGCUCGAUAUCCUUCUGUUCAGCAUGACUCUGGCUGACUUCCUAACUCUCCUGCUCAUCCCUUUCACACUGCACUCUGCUGUAAGUCACUCCUGGCCUCUCGGUGACAUCUCCUGCAAGGUUUACCAGUUCCUGCUAGCCUUCAGUCUGGCAGCCAGCACCUAUUCGCUGUGCGCUGUGUCCAUGACCCGAGCCAUGAUCAUCACCAACCCGUACCAGCCUCCCACCAUGGAUCUGGUCAUUCUUAUGUUUGUCUUGGUCUGGGCCCUCAGCUUCUUUAUUAGCCUGCCUCUGCGAAUGUUUGCUACCAAAAAGAGCAUGGGCCCAAACCUGACAAACUUCACCUUCUGCCUUCCAACCAUUCAUGAGCACCACUACCAAGUGGUCCUAAGCCAGUUUGUACUUUACUACUUUAUUCCGAUGCUAGUCAUUGCAUUCAACUAUGUCCGUCUGGCUCUGUUUCUCCACAAGAGUCCCGUAAUGUCAGUGUCCAGUGCCAAAAACACCCGCAGAGCCUCUGUCAUGGUUUUCUUGGCUGCAGCUACCUUCUCAGUGUGCUGGCUGCCUAGUUAUGUGCUGGAGCUGUGUGUGUACCUGGGGCUGUAUCGCCACGGAGCGGCUUGGGAUAUAUUCCACUUUAUCUGUACUGUGCUCCAAUACCUGCACCCCUGUGUCAACCCAGUGCUCUAUGUGCUGCUGUCUAAGCGCUACCGCCACAGGAGGGCAGCCUGGCUCUUCAGCUGUAACAGGAACAGGGUGCAGCCGCAGGUCACCAGCGUUACCACGGACAGCCUUUAG
Pelmatolapia mariae (spotted tilapia) is the source of this 924-nucleotide messenger RNA. Its product is annotated as galanin receptor 2a. NCBI's taxonomy places the organism in Eukaryota, Metazoa, Chordata, Actinopteri, Cichliformes, Cichlidae. The transcript has a single exon. Gene Ontology annotation, molecular function: neuropeptide receptor activity. Gene Ontology annotation, cellular component: plasma membrane. The coding region runs from base 1 to 924 and encodes 307 amino acids. The record is from RefSeq and is a predicted model, not a curated record. Gene Ontology annotation, biological process: G protein-coupled receptor signaling pathway.